AUGAAUUUUACAGUGUAUUAUCAUGAUUUAAAGUCAAAAAAUUUGUCAUUUGUAUUUAACUUCUUGCUUAAUUAAGUAGAAUAAUUGUAGAUUAUCUAACUAACUUAAAUUCAAGUGCUUGUUAUUAUAAUAAAAGAGUAGAUUUUUAGUAAUUUAGGCAAAUAGAAAUUAAUUCCACUAUCAAUAUAUAUUAUCGUAUUCUAAUCUAAAAUUGUGAUUUAUUUGAUGGUUAUAAUUAUAUUGUGCCAAUUUAUUAAGGGUUUUUUGAUAAUAAGAUAUAAUUAGUUCUUCUUGAAGGUGAAGAAAUUAUAUAAAAAUUUAACAAUGCAGAAGAUAUUCACACUUGAUGAUAAAAUUGUCCAGAUUCCCGAAUGCUCAAUCUGCUUAUUACCCUUAAACAAUGAUCUCUGCACUAUAGUGGAUUGUGGCCAUGUUUUUCAUAAAGGAUGUGUUGCCAGCUUGAAAACGAGUGGUUUCUAAUAAUGCCCAGUUUGCAGGGUGCAGAUGAAGAACGUAUGUGAUAUCUUUUAUACGAUUAAAAUAAAAGAUGUCUAAGAUGAGCCUAAAUAUAUGGCAUAUAUGAUUUAAAUUAUUACUUUAAAAGAAGAAAUUGAGAAAUUAAAACAGAGUGAUAAGGAUCAUCAUGAGAAAGUAUUUGCUUUAUAAAAAAUCUUGAGUAGAAAAGACCUAAAGAUUUAGUUACUGAGAUAACAUAAUAAAAAUUAGAAAGUAAAAUAUAAGGAUUUGAAUAGUAUAUUUAUUUCAGAACAUAACUAAAUAAUAGAUCUAUAUCGUUACUUUGGAAAUAUAAUGAAAAAUUGGCAUAUGAAUGAUCAUAUACCAAAUUUACUUAAAGGUUAAUAAUCUUCAAACUCAUAAUCUUCAGAAUAGAAUUAAAGUGAAUCACAAGAUGAGGAAGAAUAGUAGUCAUCGGAUUAGAUGGAUUAAUUUGAAGAUUAAUAAAAUAAAGUUGCUUAUUUUUUCAAAUAACUCACAUCUUUACUAGAAGAUAAGUUAAAGUAAAAGAAAAAAGCGGAAGAAGAUAAGAUAAUACUAUAAUCAAAGAGUUAAAAAAAGUAAUGCCUAAAAGAGAUUUAAUCUUUUGAGAAAACUCAAAGAUAACAUAAAUGA
Paramecium tetraurelia is the source of this 1131-nucleotide messenger RNA. RefSeq lists its product as uncharacterized. The record is from RefSeq and is a predicted model, not a curated record. The transcript has 2 exons. NCBI's taxonomy places the organism in Eukaryota, Ciliophora, Oligohymenophorea, Peniculida, Parameciidae.